GCAUGGAGGUGGCCGGUGGCAGCGACCCCAGUGGUGACGGGGUGGGGGACACUGGCCACCCCGACCCCCGGCCCCCCGGCGCCGCCGCCGCCACCGCCGCAGCCGCAACAGCAGCAGCAACAGCAGCAGCGCCCAGCUCCGGCCCGUGCGCGGCCGCCCGGGAGUCGGAGCGCCAGCUGCGCCUUCGCCUCUGCGUCCUCAACGAGAUCCUGGGCACCGAGCGGGACUACGUGGGCACCUUGCGCUUUUUGCAAUCGGCGUUUCUGCAUCGCAUCCGCCAGAAUGGGACUGACUCAGUGGAGAAGAUCCUUACAGAAGAGAAUGUCAAGACCCUGUUCUCGAACAUUGAAGACAUCCUAGAUGUCCACAAGGAUUUCCUCGAGGCCCUGGAAUACUGUUUGCACCCUGAGCCACAGUCACAGCAUGAGCUGGGGAAUGUCUUCCUGAAGUUUAAGGACAAGUUCUGCGUGUAUGAGGAAUACUGCAGCAACCAUGAGAAGGCACUGCGGUUGCUGGUGGAGCUGAACAAGAUCCCCGCUGUGCGGGCAUUCCUCCUGAGCUGCAUGCUGCUGGGAGGACGGAAGACCACGGACAUCCCUUUGGAGGGCUACCUGCUGUCUCCCAUCCAGAGGAUCUGCAAGUACCCACUGCUCCUCAAGGAGCUAGCCAAGAGGACCCCUGGCAAACACCCAGACCACUCUGCUGUCCAAAGUGCCCUACAGGCCAUGAAGACCGUCUGCUCCAACAUCAAUGAGACCAAGCGGCAGAUGGAGAAACUGGAGGUGCUGGAGCAGCUGCAGUCGCACAUCGAGGGCUGGGAGGGUUCCAACCUCACAGACAUCUGCACCCAGCUGCUCCUUCAGGGAACUUUGUUAAAAAUCUCCGCGGGUAACAUCCAGGAGCGGGCCUUCUUCCUCUUCGACAACCUCCUUGUCUACUGCAAGCGGAAAUCCAGAGUCACUGGGGGCAAGAAAUCCAGCAAGAGGACCAAGUCUAUCAAUGGCUCCCUCUACAUCUUCAGGGGCCGAAUCAACACCGAAGUCAUGGAGGUGGAGAAUGUGGAGGAUGGGACAGCGGAUUAUCACAGCAAUGGCUACACUGUCACCAAUGGUUGGAAGAUCCACAAUACGGCCAAGAACAAGUGGUUUGUGUGCAUGGCCAAGACGGCGACAGAGAAGCAGAAGUGGCUGGAUGCCAUCAUCCGGGAGCGGGAACAGCGUGAGAGCCUGAAGCUGGGCAUGGAGCGGGAUGCCUACGUCAUGAUUGCUGAGAAAGGUGAGAAGCUCUACCAUAUGAUGACGAGCAAGAAAUCAAAUCUCAUCAAGGACCGGCGGCGCAAGCUGAGCACCGUGCCCAAAUGCUUCCUGGGCAAUGAGUUUGUUUCCUGGCUCCUGGAAAAUGGUGAAAUCAGCAAGACGGAAGAAGGGGUCAAUUUGGGCCAAGCUUUGUUGGAGAAUGGGAUUAUCCACCAUGUCUCCGACAAGCACCAGUUCAAGAACGAGCCGGUGAUGUACCGCUUCCGCUAUGAUGAUGGCACCUACAAGGCCCGCAGCGAGCUGGAGGACAUCAUGUCCAAGGGCGUGAGACUUUACUGCCGCUUGCAUACCCUCUACACUCCUGUGAUCAAAGACCGCGAUUAUCACCUGAAGACAUACAAAUCAGUGCUGCCGGGGAGCAAGCUGGUGGACUGGCUGCUGGCACAGGGUGACUGCCAGACACGGGAGGAAGCAGUGGCACUCGGCGUGGGCCUGUGUAACAACGGCUUCAUGCACCACGUGCUAGAGAAGAGCGAGUUCAAGGAUGAAUCUCAAUACUUCCGCUUCCAUGCUGACGAGGAGAUGGAAGGAACCAGCAGCAAGAACCGACAGCUGCGCAGUGACUUCAAGCUGGUGGAGAACAUUCUGGCCAAGCGCUUGCUGAUCCUGCCCCAGGAGGAGGACUAUGGCUUUGAGAUCGAGGAGAAGAACAAGGCUGUGGUGGUGAAGUCGGUCCAGAGAGGCUCGCUGGCCGAGAUGGCCGGCCUGCAGGUGGGACGGAAGAUCUACUCCAUCAACGAGGACCUGGUGUUCACACGGCCCUUUUCCGAAGUGGAGACGGUCCUCAACCAGUCCUUCUGCUCCCGCCGCCCCCUACGCCUCUUGGUGGCCACCAAGGCCAAAGAGGUCAUCAAGGUCCCCGACCGCCCUGAAGCUCUGUGCUUCCAGAUCCGCGGAGCUGCUCCCCCAUAUGUCUACGCCGUGGGCCGAGGCUCAGAGGCGGCAUCUGUGGGGCUCUGUGCCGGCCAGUGUGUGCUGAAGGUCAGCGGCAGCAGCGUGGCCAGCAGCAGUGCCACUGAGGUUCUGGAGCACUUCCAGGCAUUCCGGAGCCACCGGGAAGAGUCCCUGGGCCUGUACCAGUGGGUCUACCACAGCCAUGAGGAUGCACAGAUGGCCCGAGCCAGCCAGGAGGAGCCUCAGGGCACAGAGGUCAGGGAGGAGGACCUGCCUGAUGCAGCCUUGCCCUUGCUAUCCCUGGGUCCCCAGCUGAGCCUGCAGGAGGACAGCCCCACGGUCAGCCUGACAGUGGACAACGUGCACCUGGAGCAUGGCGUGGUCUACGAGUAUGUGAGCACAGCAGGUGUCAAGUGCCACGUGCUGGAGAAGAUUGUGGAGCCACGUGGCUGCUUCGGCCUCGCUGCCAAGAUCCUGGAGGCCUUUGCUGUGGAUGACAGCAUCUUUGUGCAGAACUGUGGGCGCCUAAUGGCCCUGAGCAACAGCAUGAGGACUAUGUCGCACUUCGAGUUCCGAAACAUCUGUGACACCAAGCUGGAGAGCAUCGGCCAGAGGAUUGCCCGCUACCAGGAGUUUGCAGCUCAGCUGAAAAGCAGGGUGAGCCCACCCUUCAAACAAGCCUCCCUGGAGCCCCACCCACUGUGUGGUCUGGAUUUCUGCCCUACUAACUGCCACAUCAACCUCAUGGAAGUUUCCUACCCCAAGACCACCCCCUCAAUCGGCCGGUCCUUCAGCAUUCGCUUCGGACGCAAACCCUCCCUCAUCGGCCUUGACCCAGAGCAAGGCCACCUAAACCCUAUGUCCUAUACCCAGCACUGUAUCACCACCAUGGCUGCUCCUUCAUGGAAGUGCCUGCCCGCUGCAGACCAGGACCCACAGUGCCAGGGUUCCCCCGACAGCAGCUCUGGGCCAGCCUGCUGGGCCCCUGGCCAGGAGGAGCGGGGCCUGCACUUCCUCCUCAGACAGGAGGACCGGGACAUCCAGGAUGCCUACCAGCAGCUUUUCAGUAAGCUGGAUGUGGCUCUAAAAGAGAUGAAGCAGUACGUGACUCAGAUCAACAGACUGCUGUCCACCAUCACGGAGCCCACCUCAGCAGGGCCCUGCGACCCGCCCUCGGUGGAGGUGGCCUCGUCCCUACCCCUGGCCAGUGAGGAGAGUGAGAUGGACAGGAGCGAGCAGGGGGGCAGCAAGAAAGUAUGUUUCAAGGUGUCUGAGGAGGAUCAGGAAGACUCGGGUCACGAUACCAUGAGCUACCGAGACUCUUACAGUGAGUGCAACAGUAAUCGGGACUCGGUGCUGUCCUACACCAGCGUGAGGAGCAACAGCUCAUACCUGGGCAGUGAUGAGAUGGGCUCUGGGGAUGAGCUGCCGUGUGACAUGCGGAUUCCGUCCGACAAGCAGGACAAGCUGCAUGGCUGCCUGGAGCAUCUGUUCAACCAGGUGGACGCCAUCCACGCGCUGCUCAAGGGCCCAGUCAUGAGCAGGGCCUUCGAAGACACCAAGCACUUCCCUAUGGAGCACAGCUUGCAAGAGUUCAAGCAAAAGGAAGAGUGUACCAUGCGUGGCCGGAGUUUGAUACAGAUCAGUAUUCAAGAGGACCCCUGGAAUCUCCCCAACUCCAUCAGGACCCUUGUGGACAAUAUCCAGAGAUAUGUGGAAGAUGGGAAGAACCAGCUGCUCCUGGCUUUGCUGAAGUGCACGGACACCGAGCUGCAGCUUCGGAGGGACAGCAUCUUCUGCCAGGCGCUGGUGGCUGCUGUAUGUGCCUUCUCGGAGCAGCUGCUGGCCGCCCUCAGCUACCGCUACAACAACAACGGCGAGUACGAAGAGACUGGCCGCGAUGCCAGCCGCAAGUGGCUGGAGCAGGUGGCAGCCACCGGCGUCCUCCUGCACUGCCAGUCCCUGCUGUCUCCGGCCACUGUGAAAGAGGAGCGGACUAUGCUGGAGGACAUCUGGGUGACCCUGUCAGAGCUGGACAAUGUCACCUUCUCCUUUAAGCAGCUGGACGAGAACUAUGUGGCCAACACCAAUAUCUUCUACCACGUCGAGGGCAGCCGGCAGGCCCUCCGCGUCGUCUUCCACCUGGACAGCUACCACUUCUCUAAGCUGCCAACACGCCUGGAGAGCGGUGCCAGCCUGAGGCUGCACACAGUGCUCUUCACCAAGGCUCUGGAGAAUGUGGACGGGCCGCCUUCCCCAGGUAGUCCAGCUGCCGCUGCAGACUUGCAGCAGGAGAUCAAUGCCCAGUCCCUGGAGAAGGUCCGGCAGUAUUACCGCAAGCUCAGGGCGUUCUACCUGGAAAGAUCGAACCUACCCACGGAUGCCGGUACCACUGCAGUGAGGAUAGACCAGCUGAUCCGCCCCAUCAAUGCUCUGGACGAGCUCUGCCGCCUCAUGAAGUCCUUCAUUCACCCCAAGCCUGGCGCUGGGAGCAGUGUGGGCGCCGGCCUGAUCCCUGUCUCCUUCGAGCUCUGCUAUCGCCUGGGCGCAUGCCAGAUAGCCAUGUGCGGCACUGGCAUGCAGAGGAGCACCCUGAGCGUCUCCCUGGAGCAGGCAGCUGUGUUGGCGCGGAGCCACGGGCUGCUGCCCAAGUGCAUCAUGCAGGCCACAGACAUCAUGCGCAAGCAGGGACCACGGGUGGAGAUUCUGGCCAAAAACCUCAGAGUCAAGGACCAGAUGCCCCAGGGGGCACCGAGGCUCUACCGUCUCUGCCAGCCCCCAGUGGAUGGAGACCUCUGACCCCCCAGCUGUGGCCCGAGCUGGGAUUUGGGGACAGGGGCCCGCUGCUUUCUUCAGAGCUGGCCCCGGCCUCUGCUUCUGUUCAUCCUGGGCCUGCCCAGUAUCGUCUUCGAAGAGUGCGGGGACCCA
Suncus etruscus (white-toothed pygmy shrew) is the source of this 5138-nucleotide messenger RNA. It is a transcript of the gene PREX1, whose product is annotated as phosphatidylinositol-3,4,5-trisphosphate dependent Rac exchange factor 1. Lineage: Eukaryota; Metazoa; Chordata; Mammalia; Eulipotyphla; Soricidae. Bases 3 to 5009 code for a protein of 1668 amino acids. Gene Ontology annotation, molecular function: protein binding; guanyl-nucleotide exchange factor activity. Gene Ontology annotation, biological process: intracellular signal transduction. The record is from RefSeq and is a predicted model, not a curated record. The transcript has 40 exons.